AUGGAGAGGAAAGAUUUUGUAGCUGUAGAAGAACCGGUCUCAGAUGGGAGGGUAUCAUCAGAUGAUCUUCGACAAACAACUGAAGCUGUGACCUUUGAACUAGCUCACGGAAGACUCUCUACAAUGGAUGUAAAUACCUGCAUGUCUAUGAAACCUGAAAAUGAGACGUAUGGCCUGACAGUCCUGUGGGAAGAGAGCGAAGACCUGAAAGUCCUUCCCGAAGGAGAACGGAUUGCACUUCUUACAGUGGCAAUUGUCCUUUGCAGCUUCUGCGUAGUAGGAAACUGUGCAGCCAUCUUUACUGUAUUUCGCAGGAAACUCCGUUUGCUGUACAAGUGCUGUCUCGUCUCUCUGGCGCUCAGUGAUUUACUGCUAGGCCUAUCCUACUCAGCCACCUACAUUCCAAAGUUCGUCCAGAAAUAUUCCAAUGCUUGGGCAUUGGGUGAAGGCAUGUGCUCCUUUCAACCCCUGUUGAUGGCGAUGUGUCUGUUAAUAAACUCGAUGACAAUUUCCUGCAUCGCCUUGGAUCGUUACCAGGCUGUGAGGGGUGGCGUUAAGAAGAGGUGGGAUCCUAACCUGUGGAUCUGCCUGCUUCUUAUGCUGCUGAUCUGGUCUGCGUGUGCAGGUACUGCUACGCCAAUGUUUUUCACGUACAAUUACAUAGGACCAAUGCAUGUGGUGACUGUCGACUGUGAAAUCCUUCCCGAUCCCCUGCAUUUCUGUGUCGUACCUACAAAAGAAUUCAAAAGCCAGUAUUACAUCUCAGUAUACGCCCUCAUCUUCCUUCCCCUGUUCGUCACAUUCGUCGGAUUCUACACUGUAGUCGCCUCAUACGUCUGGAAACAGCGGAUUCCCAUCAGCAGACGUGCGCAUGAGCAAACUUCAAACGCGACAGCUACUUCAGCUACAAACAAAACGUACACGAAAGCUAACACAAAGAUGUCGCCCAGAUACGUCUUUCAAAGUAACACAACUAUCAACACGGGGUCAAGGAGCACGCUGGUAACUGACAGUGGCUCCGGAACGCCUUUAAAUCGCAGAAGAGAACAUUGCAGUGACGUACCUCAAAGAAAAUCUCAUGCCGAGCCGACCGUUCGUACAGUCCAUACCAAACGUAAAGUGCGUACCUUCAAAGUAAUUAUGGUUCUCAUUGUCACUUGUUUCAUAGGUCGUGUGCCUAGUUGGAGCUUCAACGUUGCCCAGUCUGACCCAGACAUUAGACUGGACGACAUGAAAUGGUGGCUAUUGCAGUUCUGGUUCACCAUAAUGAGUCUGUUUUCAACAGCACUGAAUCCAUUCUUGUAUUGCUUCAUGAAUGAGACAUUGGAUUUUAUACAGGCAUUCUUUACGUUCAUCGGGAGUAUUUUUUGCUAUUGUUGCAUUUCUUUGAAAACAGAAACGAAAAUAGAUGUUAAAAAAGACAGUCAAGAGAUUGUAGAUGAACAGAAAAACCAGAUUAGAUCGAUUUCCAUUGUUCCUCGGGGUCCUUAUUUAAAUAACGAAGAAAAUAGACUGGGUGCAGUUGCGAUAUCUGUUGAAGUCAAUCAUAUUUAACCAUUUAUACAAAAAAAUAGUUAUUCUAUUAGAACCUGCAGACCCAGAUCCAUGGCAACAAACGUUGCGUUAUUUGGGUAACGUAAAUGUAAAUACAAAAUAUCAAGUGUAUUUUAAAGAAAUCGUAUGUGACAAUGAGAACUGGAUUCGCCCGGCUUACCGUAUGGAUCAGUGGUGUUAUUUUGUAAACAUGGCUAUGAACAUUAAGGUGAAUGACGUUAAAACAGUCUGGAAAUAUAUUUAAACAAACACAUGUUCCGAAUAUGCCUGUCUUGUUGCGCCAUAUAGUCUGGUGGAAGUUUACCAACUUUUGGAGAUGACUGCUACGUCUUAAACGUCGGAUACCUUCUACCAGGCUACAAGGUAUAACACUCGUAGGACAGUCAUCUUACUAUUCAUCGCCGUGUAUAACCU
Messenger RNA from Zootermopsis nevadensis, 1968 nucleotides. Its product is annotated as 5-hydroxytryptamine receptor 1B. Lineage: Eukaryota; Metazoa; Arthropoda; Insecta; Blattodea; Termopsidae. Gene Ontology annotation, molecular function: neuropeptide receptor activity. Gene Ontology annotation, cellular component: plasma membrane. The record is from RefSeq and is a predicted model, not a curated record. Gene Ontology annotation, biological process: neuropeptide signaling pathway.